Filobasidium floriforme is the source of this 1056-nucleotide messenger RNA. RefSeq lists its product as uncharacterized. Gene Ontology annotation, cellular component: mismatch repair complex. Gene Ontology annotation, molecular function: ATP hydrolysis activity; ATP-dependent DNA damage sensor activity. The transcript has 8 exons. Gene Ontology annotation, biological process: mismatch repair. The record is from RefSeq and is a predicted model, not a curated record. Lineage: Eukaryota; Fungi; Basidiomycota; Tremellomycetes; Filobasidiales; Filobasidiaceae. The annotation marks the transcript as partial.
CGAGUAUCUUUCUGCGGGCAAACGUCUGGUCACAGGCAACAGAUCGGUACUACAGUCACGAUACGCCAAUUGUUCCAGAAUAUCCCCAUCAGAAGAAAAACGGGAAGCCUGGCUGCACAAAGGCAAACAUUACUUAGGAUCAUGGAACGAAGCGCUAUCGGCAGCCCCAGAGUCGGAAUGACAUUGUUCGUAAAGUCGAACAAUCGAAUCGAGGCGUCCAGUCUAGAAGAUUCGUCGUACGAGACGGUCUUCCGGCACAGAAGUCAGCGAGACGACCAACAAGCUUAUCGCAAGCUGCUGAAUAUUCCGGACGAUCAUCAAAUUCUGAGUGUACGAGCUUCCGUUAAUUACGGAUCCGACAAGCAUUCUAUAAAGGUAGACGGUAUCCUCGGCGAUUUUGAUAAUCAUUCGCGGUCGCAACAGUACCUCUAUGUUAACGGAUUCCAUCUCGAACGGUGUGAACUCCACGAGACUAUCGAAGACGCAUUCCGUGCUGAGCUUUCAGCUCGAGAUGACAUCGUUAAAGGAACUCAGCGACGUAAAAAUCCUGACGACGACCUACAAAUCACUGCAUAUCCUCUGUUCGUGAUCAAACUGAAGUUGGGUUCGGACCGGACCGACCUGUCUUAUCAGACGGACAAGAGCUCGCUUACGCUCCAGGAUUUAUUUGUUGUGAAAGAAGCCCUUAGCAGGGUCAUCCGAGGUCUCUUGGGGAGGUUCAACAAAGCCGACGGACGACCGCCUCAUCUAGAUUCUAAGCCUACUAUUCCGGAGCGACAGUUACAAGAGAGCAUACACGGCUGCGAAGACGGGACUGUAAUUAUGCAGGAUCCGAUCCGAGAAGAUCUAGCCAGAACCUCUAGGAUGCCUUGCGCCGAGAUGGGUUAUCAAGCCGGUUCCGAUAGAGCUUUGUCGGUUCCAAACAGCCAGUCACGACACCUCAAAUUGUCGAGCAUAGACGACCAUAGGAAGGGCGCCGUGAUCGAACUCUCGACUCUGGCUACGCAUAGCGUCCCUCACCAGCCAGUGGGUCUAUCGCCCCGGUCACCCGUAUGA